CAGGUAAGCAAAAGCAGCAGAAGCCAACUUCUGGUUGUGCAGAAUUCCCCUUCGGCUCUUCUGACCAAAGUCCCACCACUCCCUCUACCUGGCAGCCUGUGCCCUGGGCCUCACCUGGACACGUCUGAGUAGGAGCAAGCCAGCUCCAUCCAUCCACAGCCAUGAAUUUCCUCCGUCGACGUCUCUCUGACAGCAGCUUUGUGGCCAACCUUCCCAAUGGCUACAUGACGGACCUGCAGCGCCCGGAUAGCUCCAUCAGCUCCCCUGCUUCCCCGGCUAUGGAAAGGAGGCACCCCCAGCCCCUGGCAGCCUCCUUCUCCUCUCCAGGAUCCAGUCUUUUUAGCUCCCUCUCCAGUGCCAUGAAACAGACCCCUCAGGCCCCCUCGGGGCUGAUGGAGCCUCCGGGUCCCUCCACGCCUAUUGUUCAAAGACCCCGGGUCCUGCUGGUGAUCGAUGAUGCCCACACAGACUGGUCCAAGUAUUUCCAUGGAAAGAAAGUGAAUGGAGAGAUUGAGAUUCGAGUGGAACAGGCUGAAUUCUCAGAGUUGAACCUAGCUGCCUACGUGACUGGGGGCUGCAUGGUCGACAUGCAAGUCGUGAGAAAUGGGACCAGAGUUGUAAGGUAA
Molecule: messenger RNA, 626 nt
Organism: Carlito syrichta (Philippine tarsier)
Lineage: Eukaryota; Metazoa; Chordata; Mammalia; Primates; Tarsiidae
Product: synapsin-3-like
Exons: 3
Coding region: 162-626 (154 amino acids)
Biological process (GO): neurotransmitter secretion
Cellular component (GO): synaptic vesicle membrane; synaptic vesicle
Source: RefSeq, a predicted model, not a curated record